This is a messenger RNA of Lemur catta (Ring-tailed lemur), 1240 nucleotides long. It is a transcript of the gene SERTAD1, whose product is annotated as SERTA domain containing 1. Gene Ontology annotation, molecular function: transcription regulator activity. The record is from RefSeq and is a predicted model, not a curated record. Gene Ontology annotation, cellular component: nucleus. The coding region runs from base 169 to 888 and encodes 239 amino acids. Lineage: Eukaryota; Metazoa; Chordata; Mammalia; Primates; Lemuridae. The transcript is spliced from 2 exons.
GGGUAGUCAGGAGUCCGGAGUCGUGCGCCGAAGUCAGAACUGCGUCUCGCAACCCAGGCGCCGGUUGCUGAAGGAGAGUGAGCGAGCGAGCGAUGCUGCCGCCGCCGCUUCCUGAUUGGCUGUGGGUGGCUACCUCUUCGUUCUGAUUGGCAGCUAGUGAGCAGGACAAUGCUGAGCAAGGGUCUGAAGCGAAAACGGGAGGAGGAGGAGGAGGAGGAGGAGAAGGAAUCUCUGGCAGUUGACGCCUGGUGGCUGGAUCCUGGCCACCCAGCAGUGGCACCAGCAUCCCCAGCUGUGGCUUCCAGCUCCCUCUUUGACCUCUCGGUGCUCAAGCUCCACCAUAGCCUGCGGCAGAGUGAGCCGGACCUACGGCACCUGGUGCUGGUGGUGAAUACACUUCGUCGCAUCCAAGCGUCCAUGGCACCCACAGCUGCCCUGCCACCUGUGCCCAACCCGCCUGCAGCUCCCAGCAUGGCUGACAACCUGCUGGCGAGCUCGGAUGCUGCCCUCUCAGCCUCCAUGGCCAGCCUCCUGGAGGACCUCAGUCACAUCGAGGGCUUAAGCCAGGCCCCCCAACCCCUGGCAGAUGAGGGGCCACCAGGCCGUACGACUGGGGGAGCCCCACCCGGCCUGGGUGCCUUGGACCUGCUGGGACCAGCCACUGGCUGUCUGCUGGACGAUGGGCUCGAGGGCCUGUUUGAGGACAUUGAUACCUCCAUGUAUGACAGUGAACUUUGGGCACCAGCCUCCGAGGGCCUCAAACCAGGCCCUGAGGACGGGCCAGGCAAGGAGGAAGCUCCGGAGCUGGAUGAGGCUGAGCUGGACUACCUCAUGGACGUGCUAGUGGGCACUCAGGCACUGGAACGGCCACCAGGGCCAGGCCGCUGACCCUGAGGGCUGAGAUGGUCGUCUAGUAUCCGAACUGAGCCUGGUGGCUGGACCACUCUCCUUAGAAAGACACAGCUGGCUUCCCUAGUACAAAGAACGAGGCAUGGGCUACUUUGGAGAGACAGAAUCCAGUCCCGGGCAACUUCACAUCCGUCCUCUUGUCUUGGGGCUGGUGGGGGAGUCUGGGAUUGGCCCCUAGUGAUGGAAUGACAGGUCUGGUGGCUGGAAUGUGAUUGCCCAGGCCAUGUGCUGGACUGAAUCUCUUGGGGUCAUAUCCUGGGCUGUUCCUUCCCUGAUAUAGGGAAGAGACCCCAAUCAGUUUUUUCAAAUUAAAACCAGCCCUGGGAAACAA